This is a messenger RNA of Helobdella robusta, 1008 nucleotides long. RefSeq lists its product as hypothetical. The record is from RefSeq and is a predicted model, not a curated record. The transcript is spliced from 6 exons. NCBI's taxonomy places the organism in Eukaryota, Metazoa, Annelida, Clitellata, Rhynchobdellida, Glossiphoniidae. Bases 1 to 1008 code for a protein of 335 amino acids.
AUGACAGAUGUGAUCGCAUACACAUCCUGCUCCUACCCAUUCACCCUCAACUUCGUUCUGUACAACCUGACUUGCGCCAGCCUCAAUUCGAAAGCCAACGAUAGCUGCAACGUCAGCGUGUGUCCUGCCAAGAACAGUGAUGCUUAUAAGUGGAAGUAUUGCGGCCCGAGUAACAAGUCACAACUGAGCAAGCCAUUUAAAACAUCGACCUUUUACUGCCAGUCUUUAGACGAUGCCUUCAACACUUCAAAAACAGCUCCAACAGGAUGGUUCUUGAUACAGGAGCGCGACAGUCACAAAAGCUUCGACUUCAACAGGACCUGGGACGAGUACAAACGCGGAUUCGGACAACUGGGAUCUAAUUUCUGGAUUGGAAAUGUCAUUUUAAAUAAAAUUCUUUCAAACAGUUGCACAAUGCUAUUCAACUCAAGCAGUUACCUAACCACAACCAAUGCAGCUGAAACCAUUUCUACAACUACCCCUUCUGUUGGAACUAAAAUUUCAACCACAACAACUCUUGCUGCUUUUUUGCCGAAUUCUGAAAAUUGGACAACCACGUCAAGUGUUUUAACAGUUGAAACAGUUACAAAACCCCCUAUAAUAGUUAGAUGGCGAUUGAAGAUUCAGUUGAUGUCCAAUGAGUUUCGCUGGUAUUCCUUGGAAUACGGAAAUUUUUACGUUGAUUCCGAAGUUAACUUCUAUUCACUGAGCUUAAGCAAGUAUGAUUCCGUGGUUAGUGAUUUGAAAGAUGCCUUUCAGAAUACGAGCAAUUGGAUAUUUUCAACGUUUGACAAGCCAGCUUGGAGCUGUCCUGGUUACUCAAUGAUGAACGGAUGGUGGGUCGAUGACCAUUCAACAGUUAAUUCGAAUUCAUGCGCUAACAUCAGUCAACAGAUCAAUAUAAAUUCAAACAUGAUGAGCAGUAUAAAAUUUUAUGAUUUGAAGAACAAUCUGGUCAGUCCAAUGGUCACCCGAAUGUACAUCUUGCCGGUUAUGGGACCCAGAUAA